Mustela erminea (ermine) is the source of this 2710-nucleotide messenger RNA. It is a transcript of the gene TLE6, whose product is annotated as TLE family member 6, subcortical maternal complex member. The transcript is spliced from 13 exons. Gene Ontology annotation, molecular function: protein binding; transcription corepressor activity. The coding region runs from base 852 to 2582 and encodes 576 amino acids. The record is from RefSeq and is a predicted model, not a curated record. Gene Ontology annotation, biological process: negative regulation of canonical Wnt signaling pathway; regulation of DNA-templated transcription. Lineage: Eukaryota; Metazoa; Chordata; Mammalia; Carnivora; Mustelidae. Gene Ontology annotation, cellular component: nucleus; transcription regulator complex.
GGGGUUGGUGGGGAGGCAGGUCUGCACGGGCCCGGGGAGGGGGGAGGCCGUCUCCCGGCACGGGGCGCCUUGCCCACGCUGAAGCCCGUCUUGCAGUCCUGCCUGUCCUCCUGCCACCUGGCCCCUUUCUCCUGGGUGCUGGCAGGACUCUCUGUCUGUGCCAGAUGUGACUGGCGGAAGGCCAGGGCCGUGUCUGCAGCUCAGCAGGGCCCGGGGUGGGCAGCGCGGGGAGCCGAGAGAGACGGAUCCAGAGUGAGGGGGGCCAGGAAGCCACCAGAACACGGUUAUCCAUUCAGCAGUCUCCUAGCCCUUCCCUCCUUGCCAAGUGCCGUUGAAGGCGCCAGGGAAACCGCGGAGAAGGACACGGGCAAACCUCUGCCCUUGGGGUGACAGGAGCUUGGUAAACAAAAGUGUCAGAUGGUGAGGGCCAGACAAGGUGUGGGGAUGGAUUCUGGCAGCCCCGGGGGACACGGGGGGAAGGGGUGGGAGUGCAAGCCCUGCCGAGAAGGUGACAUCUGAGCAAACUCUUGAAGGAUCACAGAGGACGUGCAGCUUCCUGGCAUGGGAGGCGCAGAAUGGACAGAGGGCACAGCCUGUGCAACAGUCCUGGGGCACGACAGCACCUGCUGUGCUGGAGGGACAGAGAGGAGGCCCCUGUGGUGGGAGCAGUGAGGAGGGGACAGGGCAGGUGCCCUGGCAUCAUGGGGGCCCUGGAGCGGACUUGGGCUUUUCCACCAGGGAGCUAGGAGUCCUGAGGGCUAGGGCUGGGGGGGAGGGGGAACCUGACUUGUGUUCCUGGGCGCCCUCUGGAGGAGAGAGUCUGGGCAGGGCAGGAGAACAGGACCAUCUAGAUGGAGAGCUUCCUGCGGACAGUGGAGACCGGGAGCCAGGCCCUGGGCUUCCAGUCUGCGGAGGCCAGCCCCGAGGCUUCCCUGCAUCCAGAGGCCGAGACCCCACAGCCCUCCGGGCUCCAGGGGCCACCCUUCGAAGACGUCCUGGCCGCGAGGUCCUCAGACUGGCUGCGGCAGCCCUCCAGAGCAGGCACCGGGCCCCCCAUGCCGGACAUGCAGUCCCCCUGGGACCCCGAGCCCCGGUUUUGGCAGGACGUUCUGACUGAGCAGCUCUGGCAGAUCUUUACGGGGACCCACAAGAGGGACCAGCGCCGCAGAAUCCCAGCGACAGAGAGGUUGCCAGGCCUGGGGAGCCAGGACGCAGGACCACAGGACUCAGGACUGGAACCACGGAGCGAAGAUGCUUUGGUGCCCAGCCCAUCCGAGCCCUCCCCCAGCUCCCCUGAGGGCUCCGGAGAAGAAAGCGCAGAGCCAGGCCUGCCAGGCCUGGACACUGAGGGGACGCUCUCCCGCCGCGUGGCCCAGGCGCCUGCUGGGAGAGCCUACCGGUUCCUGAAGCCCGUAUGCUGGGACCCUGAGGAUUUCGAGGACACGUGGAAGAGACCAGAUGCCUUGCCCUGGCAAUCCCAGAAGGCAGCCAUCCCGCGCAGAGCGGAGAAGUUGCGGACGCUAAAGCACGGGGAGCCGGUGCUCGCCACGGCCGUCAGCAGCUGCACACGACACGCGUUCACCUGCGGCCGCGGCGGCGUCAAAGUGUGGAGCCUGGUGGGCGGGGGGCUGGAGGACCGGCACCCUGAGACCCACCUGCGUGUACAGGUAGGGGAGGGGCUGGCUCUGGGGCAGAGCUCGUGGGAGCCGGGAGAGCCCCGGCCACCGCAGAGGACGGUCACGUGCCCCCGUGCCGCCCCAGACCCCCCAGGCCUACCUGCGCACCUGCCUGCUGUCACCGACCAGCACGACCCUGCUGACGGGCGGCCACAACCUGGCCGGCGUGAGUGUGUGGGACCUGACCGCGCCCUCCCUGCGUGUGAGCGGCGAGCUGCCCUGCGCAGGCCUCACCUGCCAGGCCCUGGCCUCCGGCCCCGAGGCCACCCUGGCCUUCGCGGGCUUCACCGACGGCACAGUCAGGGUCUGGGACUUGCGAGACCAGAGCAUUGUCAGGGACCUGCCGGGGCCCCCAAACGGAACCAAGAGCAUUGCUGUCAAAGACCAGAACGUCUGGACAGGGGGGCUGGACACCUGCCUGCGGUGCUGGGACCUGAGGACCCCCGGGGAGCCCCUGGAAUACCAAUUCGAGUCUCAGGCAGAGAGGACCAACCCACUUUACAGAUGAGCAGACUGAGGCCCAGAGGUGUGAAGUUGCUCAUCAGGGCCAGGAAGCCAGGAAGCUGGCCGGAGAUAAUGAGCCUGUCCCCCAGUCCCCAGGAAGACUGGGUGCUGGUGGGCACAGCCAGUGGCCAGCAGUGGCUACAGCCCACCCGAGGGGGCCAGAAGCACAUGGUGGGCUGUAAGGACGGCACCAUCCUGGGUCUCAAGUUUUCCCCACUCGGCCAGUGGUGGGUGAGCGUUGGGACGGAUGACCUGGUCAGCAUCUACGGCAUGCCCGGGGGGACCGUGGUGUUCCAGGUGCCCGAGACCUCCUCCAUCCUGUGCUGUGAUGUGUCCCCCAACAACCGCCUGGUCGUCACGGGGUCGGAGGACCACGCCUUGGUGUACCAGAUCACCUACUGAGGGGCCUGGCCCUGUCGUCCUGACUCAGGACCCUUUUUUUUUUUUUUGUCCUUUUCCCCCAACAAGGUGGAGGGGUGGGGGGGGCGGGUCUCUUCCCCACUGCACGGGUAGUAAAGCAAUUGGAAGAA